Molecule: messenger RNA, 22787 nt
Organism: Schistosoma haematobium
Lineage: Eukaryota; Metazoa; Platyhelminthes; Trematoda; Strigeidida; Schistosomatidae
Product: ATPase, Ca transporting, plasma membrane
Exons: 17
Coding region: 128-3568 (1146 amino acids)
Biological process (GO): regulation of cytosolic calcium ion concentration; calcium ion transmembrane transport
Cellular component (GO): intracellular membrane-bounded organelle; membrane
Molecular function (GO): ATP hydrolysis activity; P-type calcium transporter activity; ATP binding
Source: RefSeq, a predicted model, not a curated record
CUCAAAACAAGUCGGUUUUUCGUUCAAUGAUAACAGACGUUCGGAUUUCUGAAUAUUUCAUUCUUGUCAUAUUUCUAAAACACUGAAGUAAUUCAUUAUCAGAGACAUUUUAAACUAAACAAAUACUAUGCGCGACGCAAAUGCAAACGAACGAACUGCACUUACCACUGGUACUGGUGGUGCAGAUUCAUUCGAAAUUUCCCCUAAAGAUCUACAGAAAUUAAUGGACUGUCGUAAAUUGGAGGCUGUUAAAUAUCUUAAUGAAAAAUACGGUGGAGUUGUAGGAUUAUGUCGAUUACUAAAAACAUCUCCACAAGAUGGUUUACAUGAAGAUGAUUUCUCUAAACGUAUUAAUACAUUCGGUGCUAAUGUUAUACCACAACAACGUGCUAAAACAUUUUUAAGAUUAAUGUGGGAAGCUUUACAAGAUUUAACAUUAAUUGUUUUAAUUGUUGCUGCAUUCAUUUCACUUGCAUUAUCACUUUAUAUAAAAUAUGGACAAGCACCAACAUUUGAUGAAUCGGAAGGACAAGCUGGUUGGAUUGAAGGUUUAGCCAUUCUAAUUGCUGUAUUUGUUGUUGUAUUUGUUGUGGCAUUGAAUGAUUGGCAAAAAGAACGACAAUUUCGUGGUUUACAAAAUAAAAUUGAAUCAGAGCAUACAUUUUUUGUUAUACGUAAAGGUGAUACUAAACAAAUUCCUGUAAAAGAAAUUGUUGUUGGUGAUGUAUGUCAAGUGAAAUAUGGUGAUCUCCUACCAGCUGAUGGUAUAGUGAUACAAUGUAAUGAUUUAAAAAUUGAUGAAAGCUCUUUAACUGGUGAAUCGGAUCAAGUAAGAAAAAGUGAAACAAAAGAUCCUGUCCUACUUUCAGGCACUCAUGUUAUGGAAGGUUCCGGUAAAAUGGUUGUUACUGCCGUUGGACCGAAUUCACAAGCUGGUAUAAUAUUUGCUUUGCUAUCUUCUGGUUCUCAUGAUGAACAUGGUGGCGGUGGUCAAGAGAACAAAAAAGAGAAAAGCAAAACUAAAAAGAAUGAUAAAAAAGGGAAAAAGAACACUAACAAAGUACCAUCUGCUAAUUCCGAUGCUUAUCAAAUGAAAUCAAAGGAGAAUAAAACAAAAACUGAAUCUGAUACAGAACAGACUUCGAAACCGAAGAAAAAACCACGUCGUAAAGAACAAUCUGUGUUACAAGCAAAAUUAACUAAAUUAGCCAUACAAAUUGGUUAUGUUGGUACAUGUGUUGCAAUAGCUACUGUCCUAAUAUUAAUCAUAAAAUUUUCAGUACAUACAUUUGCACAAAAUAAAGAACCAUGGCAAACUGGAAAACAUUUGAAACAAAUAGUUAAUUAUAUUAUUACUGGUGUGACAGUAUUAGUUGUUGCUGUUCCCGAAGGUUUACCACUUGCUGUAACUUUAUCAUUGGCAUAUUCAGUGAAACGUAUGAUGAAAGAUAAUAAUCUAGUUCGACAUUUAGAUGCAUGUGAAACAAUGGGCAAUGCAACAGCGAUUUGUUCAGACAAAACUGGUACAUUAACUACAAAUCGUAUGACAGCUGUUCAAUGUUUUGUUGGUAAUAAACAUUAUAAACGUAUACCGACAGCUUCAGAAUUACCAGAAUCUAUCAUCAAUCUCAUAGUAAUGAAUAUAUCCAUCAAUAGUGGAUAUACAUCGAAACUUUUGCCUCCCGAUAAUCCAAAUGCUUUACCUAAACAAGUUGGAAAUAAAACAGAAUGUGCUUUAUUAGGUUUUGUCAAAUCUAUUGGACGUAGCUAUGAAGAUAUACGUACACAAUGGAGUGAAGAACGUUUAUAUAAAGUGUACACAUUUAAUUCAAUACGUAAAUCCAUGAGUACAGUUAUUAAAGAAUCAGAUAAUCCAAUGUCAUUUUUAUUGUUUACCAAAGGUGCUUCAGAAAUGGUUGUUAAAUGUUGUUCUUGGAUGAUGGAUGAACAAAAUAAACCAAGACCAUUCAGUCUACAAGAUCAAGAACGUUUAACUGAAGCAGUUAUUGAACCAAUGGCAGGUGAAGGUCUUCGAACCAUUGGCAUAGCUUAUAAAAAAAUUACAAUAGCUACAAAUUCAAAAAGUCCAAAUGAUAUGAUUGUACAAAGUGAACCGAAUUGGGAUGAUGAAGAACAUUUAUUAGAAGGUCUUACUUUAUUAGGUAUUAUUGGAAUUGAAGACCCAGUUCGACCAGAAGUACCAGCUGCUAUACGUCAAUGUCAAAAAGCCGGUAUCACUGUACGUAUGGUAACUGGUGAUAAUGUAAAUACAGCACGAUCAAUUGCAAUGAAAUGUGGUAUUAUACAACCAGGUGAAAAUUUUCUUGUUAUUGAAGGUAAAGAAUUUAAUCGACGUAUUCGUGACAAAGCAACUGGUAAAGUUAGACAAGAUUUAUUUGAUCAAGUAUGGAUUAAUUUAAGAGUAUUGGCUAGAUCUUCACCUCAGGAUAAAUACACAUUAGUCAGUGGGAUAAUUAACAGUCGUGCAGCACCGUCACGUCAAGUAGUCGCUGUCACUGGUGAUGGUACAAAUGAUGGUCCAGCGUUGAAACGUGCAGAUGUUGGUUUUGCAAUGGGUAUAGCUGGUACAGAUGUAGCAAAAGAAGCAUCCGAUAUUAUAUUGACAGAUGAUAAUUUUUCAAGUAUUGUUAAAGCUGUUAUGUGGGGUCGUAAUGUAUAUGAUUCAAUUACAAAGUUUUUACAAUUUCAAUUAACUGUAAAUUGUGUGGCAAUUAUUGUUGCAUUUGCUGGAGCAUGCUUUUUAGAUGAUAGUCCAUUGAAAGCUAUACAAAUGUUAUGGGUCAAUUUAAUUAUGGAUACAUUGGCUAGUUUAGCGUUGGCUACAGAACAACCAUCAGUGGAAUUAUUAGAUCGUGCACCAUAUGGACGUACUCAACCAUUGAUCAGUAGACAAAUGGCUAAAAAUAUCUUAGGUCAUUCUUUAUAUCAAUUGGGUGUUAUAUUUUUCUUAUUAUUUUAUGUUCAAUUAAUAAUGGAAGUCGAUAAUGUAUCGGGGAUAACAGUACAUGAACCAACACAACAUUAUACUAUAAUAUUUAAUGCUUUAGUAUUAAUGACAUUAUUUAAUGAAUUUAAUGCAAGAAAAAUUCAUGGACAACGUAAUGUAUUUAGUGGUUUACAUAGAAAUCCAUUAUUUAUUAUAAUUUGGUUUGUAACAUUUUUAUUACAAGCAUUAAUUAUACAAUUUGGUUCAUAUGCAUUCAGUACAAAAGCAUUAGAAUUAGAUCAAUGGGCUUGGUGUUUAUUCUUUGGUGUUGGUGAACUUGUCUGGGGUCAGGUUGUUAAUACAGUACCAAAUGCAAUUAUACCAAAAUGUAAAUGUCGUAAACGUAAACGUCCUACAGUUGUCGGUGUUAACGAAAAUGCAGCUGAUGAAUACAUUAAAGAUGCGAUUGAAGUCGGUGAAGCUGAUGAAGAAGAAGAUGAAAUCUCUCCAUUAUCACUAGGUGGUGCUAAUAUGGGAAUUGGUGGACGUAUUUUAUGGAUUCGUGGUGUAAAUCGUAUUCAAACACAGAUGCAAGCUGUAAGUGGCCUUUCACGAAAGUAACUAACUAAACUCCUUGUGGGGUUGUUUGUUUGUUUGUUUUUAUUAUUUUUUUUUAUACAUAAAGAAAAACGAUUGCUUCGGUGUUGUUCCUGUUCCUGUUGUUGUUGUUGUUGUCGAUGUCGUUGUUGUUGUUGUUGUUAUAUGUGAUAUAACGUUUUCCAGCUUUUGUUUAGCUUUCAUUUUAUUAUCGCUGUGGUUGUUAUGUUUCACUUAUGCAUACUACCCUUAUACCUACUUAUCUUAUAUUCAACUAUUUGUGUGCAUAUUUGUUCUUUAUUUUUGUUGUUGUUUUGUUAUUUGUUUUACUUCAAUCUCCUUAUUAUUUAUUAGAUUGUCAAAUCAUUAGUCAACUAUGCUAUCUUCAAUCAAUUUAGUUGCCAUGACAACAUCUAAUCAUAUUCAUAAUUCUUUACUUCUAUUUAAAGAGAUCUUUUUCUCUUUUUUGUUGUUGUUUUGUCCUCUUUACUUUGUUCUAUUAUUUACUUCUUUUAAAAGAACACAAAACAAACUGUUUUUAAGCAACAAAUAAAACAUUUAUAUAUAUAUAUAUAUAUAUAUAUAUAUAUAUAUAUAUAUAUAUAUAUAUAUAUAUAUAUAUAUACUUAUACAUAUUUAGGGAAACAAGGUGUCUAAUUUGACUGAAUGGUUUGUUUUUGAAUACCAUUAAAUUACAUAAUAACUAUCUAUGUCAUCUGUUCCAUUGUAUUUUUAUAAUUAGAAUAAUGAACAUUAAAACUAUUUGAGUAGGGUUGUUUGAUUUUGGGUUGUUUUUUUUUUAAUUUUUACGGAAGAAAAUCGAUAGGUUAAUUUAGUUGAUAAGGCACAUUUCCAUUAAAGGAUCAUGUUCAUUAUAACAUCAUAAAAAGGAGGUAUAAAUAAUCAAUGAAAUGAGCUCAUAUAUUUUGAUUGAUUAUGUAAUAAAAUCGAUUAGUUAGUUCAUUUCUCUAUUUAUCCACGUGAAUGUAUAAUUCAAUUAUAUUGACUUCUAAUCGGAUCUAUUUUUUUGUUUUCUAAUUAAGUAUAGGGAUCAUGGUAUAUCCAUUAAUUGAUGAAACUUGAAACAGGUACCCUAAGCUGUAUGAGAUUUUAUGAAUGAGAAUGUGUAAAAAUAAUGAAGGAUCUCUACAAAACACAAACUCUUUAAUAUCGAAAUGAAUGAUAAAUUAAUCAGUGGAGUUCAACCAGGUCUGUUGUCAGGUAUCAGCUCACUGAAGACAAUUGUAUACGGUAGCGCAACUUCAUGGAUUGGUUGAAGUUAGACAUUGACACCAUUGGAUACUGGCUCAGUGGUCUAGUUGGUUAAGCGCUUGGCGUGAGACUGAUAGGUCCUGGGUUCGAAUCUCGUGGGGUGCGGGAUCGUGGAUGCACACCGCUGAUGAGUCCCAUACUAGGACGAAACGGCCGUCAAACAGUGCUUUCAGGUUUACCAUGGUGAUCUAGCUUCAAUUGACUCAUGAUUUCAAUCUGUGAGAUGAAUUAAUCAUUGGAUUGAAUUUAUGUGUUUUCUUUUUAAAAUCUAUUCAAAAACACUAUUAUGAAACUACCUUCAAUCUUGAUAUCGGUUUUUCAUGGAAGAUCCAAGUAAUUAAGUGAUAAUAUUUCUAUGUAUGACACUGAGUGAUGAGUUUAAAACCCUCACACAGAGAGAGAAUAUCGGCUACAUUGAAACUGCCGAUACACUUUACUACUGACAAGUUCUCAAGUUUAUGAAACCUUGAUGAUGUAGUGAUUCCUGUCAAGUAAUAAUUAAUCAUCAGACAGAAAAAACACGAUCUAUAUAUUCACGGAAACGGCAUAUAAAGUCAACCAACUUAUUCCACUGGUUAUCUUAGAUUGAAAUUGAUUUUCUUAGAAUGAAAGGGGGGGAGGUAAUGUCAUGUUUUACGUUUUAACUACCGUGACAGUUUUUUUUUUGGUUUGUUUCAUUCUACAUCUGUUAGCCAUCAUUAUGGAUCUAUAGAGAUGGAACAGUUUUUUUCAACCUUAUUUAAAAUUUAUCUAAAGUUGAUCGGUUUAUUUUUACACUUAUCACAUACAGAGAAAGAGAUUUAUCAAGGCAACCAAGAACAGAAUUGAAUAUUAAAACAAUUAAUGUCAUAUGUUUGAGAAUGUCUUCAUGAUAUUUCUAGAUAAAUUCAUAGAUUAUUAUAGUUUUACGGUCAUUAUUCAUACUAUCAAAGGAGAAGUUAUCUUUAUGUUUAGUUUGGUUACUACUCAAUAAAUUUCCAGUUUAUAUAUAAUAUGUUAUGUAUAAUAGUACUUUGAAGUUUCAAGUUAUUAAACUUAGUGUUAUGUAGUUAGUGGUCUUGAGUGCGAUUAGAGGUAUGAGGGUGGUUAUCGAUUCCCGAUUGCCCACACCGUGGAAGGGUUCUUCUAGAGGUAGGUACAUGAAAAGGAACUUGGAUUAGAGGUGGUCUCAGUGACCUGAGAGCGUGACUGUAGUGCCCAAGGGACAACUGCUUGAGUUCGGUCACACACGACCUUUUUAUGAGCAAUUUUUGUGUUAGCUCCGUACUUCUUGAGACCUUACCACCGGAGACGGAUAUCCGUGGGAUAAGGUGAGGUGUAUAUUUUUAGGGUCAACCAUUUCUAACCCCACCCCUCCUUGUGGGAAGACAGCAUCGUUGUCAUGCUAGUUGUCUGAAGGAAAUACCUUACUGCUGUCACACUUCUGUACAGUCAGCUGUACAACUUCGCCUUCGGACCUUGGGUUUGUUGCUAUUAGUCUUACCGCUCUUCAACCAACGUGUCUGACUGGCAUGUUAGGACCUUGAGGAACGAUUGUCGCAGUCAAUAUAACUGUAUUGGUUCAUCACGAUAGGCAAGCCUGACCACCACGUCGAGGUAGCAACAACGGUCGGUGUUAUAUAGUACUUAUGUCGAUAUAAGUAGCUUACACCAUAAUGGAAUUUAACUAGAAUCAUCAAUUUCUUUUUUUAAGUGUACUCUUUUAAAAUUGUGUUAUUCUGAAUUAUUAAACUGUUUAUUUUUAAUUAUAAGUGAACUAACUAUAAAUUGUACUGAUUUUGAUACGUUCAUUUGACUGUGGUUGAAUAAUUAUAUUCAUUCAACUUGGGUUAUAAUAAAAUUGUACUGAAAGUGUUUAACCGAAUGUUAAGUAUAGUCUAAACUGAAUACAUCCUCCUUCCCUCCAUUUUAUGUACUUGUAUAUUGGCGUUAUAUCCUGGUGAGAAUAAUGAAUGGUAACUUUUGGAAUCCAUUUAUGGAUCAUUACUACACGUAUAUUUUUAUCGUAUAAUUGUUAAGUAAUUAAACUAUUCAUAUUCGUGUCCCUCUUGUCAUAAGCUUUAUUUUGACCUAUGAACUGUUAUUAUACGAUUUACCGUUCUUGAGUCGUACUCAGUCUAUUGAUUACUACCUCCCACAUUCACAGCCACACUUGGCUAAAUUUUGUACAAAUGUUGUUUCCUAUUUUAUGGUACGAUGUGGUAUGUUUGAUUUGUAUAUAAACUUAGUAUGUUUGAAAUAAAUGAUUCAUAUUGCAGAGGCUGAGAUUAGUGUCCUGGACUUAACAGGCAGGGCUAGGCGGGAAGAAGGACCGAUAGGGACUCUAGGCUGCUCGUACUUGUCUAAUGCGUUAUUGGUCCAAUCGAUAAUUCACUGGUCUCUAAUUGGCGGUAUCAUUACGUUAUACAUUAACAGGGCACACAGACCACAAGUUAUAACAAUGAGUGUAUAUGACCCAUUAGGGAUCUUAAUAACUGUAUGUUUGCUUCAUAGAAUUGGACUAUACUAUUCAAGUCCUCCUGAAUACCAAUAUAACUUCACAUUCUUCCAAGGUAUAUUUAUUAUUGUGAUUUGUUUAUGAGUGUGUGAGCGCGCGUUUCCAACAGAUCUAAAACAAUACAAUCUAUCAUUUACUCUUAUUUUUUUUUCUAAUGCUGCAUACAUCUGAAAUCUUCAAUCAAUGUAUGAUGAUUAUGUAUUCAUUGUCAUACAUUCUUAAUCAAUCGAAUGUUACAAUCAAUUCUCAAUAGAGCAACAUUAUUGUCAACAUUUUUGUUGUAUCAUUUUGAUAUUGUGACAUUCAGAGAUGAUGCCUUUUUUUCUUUCUUCUUUUUCUUAAAGUAAAUCAAGACUAGGAAAUAUGACACUAUUGAAGUUGUUGUCAUUUCACUUAUCAGAUUGUUAUAUAUUUAUUCAUCUUGUUUCUUAUACAUAUAGUUUUUCAAUGAAAUUCAAUGUUUUCUUCCUUUCAAACAUCAUUAUUGUUUUUCUCGUGUACUACAUAUAGAGAGAUGUGUAUCUGUCUAUGUAAAACUAUCUUCAACUAUAUGUGUAUACAUGUUCAUUUAAACAUAUCUCUUUUGUCACUGGUUGAAAUCAUGAGUCAAUUGAAGCUAGAUCACCAUGGUAAACCUGAAAGCACUGUUUGACGGCCGCUUCGUCCUAGUAUGGGACUCAUCAGCAGUGCGCACCCACGAUCCCGCAGCCCGCGGGAUUCGGGCCCAGGGCCUAUCAGUCUCACGCCAAGCGCUUAACCAACUAGACCACUGAGCCGGUAUCCAAUGGUGUCAAUGUCUAACUUCAACCAAUCCACGAAGUUGCGCUACCGUAUACAAUUGUCUUCAGUGAGCUGAUACCUGACAACAGACCUGGUUAAACUCCACUGGUCACUGCUUCUCACUAGAACUUCAGGAUAUAUCUUUUGAAGUUAGUCACUACUGAGCUGAGGAGUCCCACAAUGGGACGAAACGGCCAUCCAUUGUUUCCAGGUCUCCCAUGAUGGUCUAGCUUCAAUUGACUCAUGAACUCAACUGUUGAAAUUGUUAUUAUUGUUAUUAUGGUCUAGUAAGUACUACUUAUUUUCAUGUCUCUUAUCAAUAGUGCGUGUAUACAUACAUCGAUGUAUACAUUGAAUAUUAAGUGUAUUGUAAGUAUUUCUAGGUGGUUUUUUUGGAAUUUAAUAAAAUUUCAAUUUGUUUCUCUCAAAAAUAAAAAGUACUAGAUGGUCGGAGAUAUUUCUAUUUUGUCAGGCAUCUAAAUAAUUAUGAUAAUACAUAAUGUUAUGCUCUAUUAUCUUAUAGAUUAGAUCUUUAGAUCAAAUGUAUGGCUCUUUAAGCAAACCAUCUGCUUCUAUUUUGAGCACCUAGGCAAUAGAACAGCCUUCAUAUAAAUCAAAUGAUGAAGUGUGGCAUACAUAUAUUUAUAAUGACUCUUUGUACCCUUGUUUAUAUAUUUAACUAAACAAAAUAAAGUAAUACAUGUAAUUGCUAAUCAUAAUAAUCAUAACCUAGACAAUUGAUGUAACUCUUAUUGAUAAUAACAUCUAAACACUUACUAAAUUGUUUAUUUUAUAUACACUUAUAUACACUACUUAUUAUUUACUAGAUACUAUACUCACUUUAUUCAUUUUGAUGAAUAUAAGUAUUUUGUUGUUUUGCUGUGUUUGCACCUUACAAAAAAACAAAUACAUCUAUACAUAGUGAGUAAUAGAUGAGAAAGCACUUUGUUUGUGUUUGUGUGUAUGUGUGUAUUAAUUGAAGUAAUACAUACAUUUUAAAUAAUACACAUACACAUAUAUAUAACCUUUGGAUAUUCCCCCUUAUUUUUAUGGAGUAUCAUAUUUGUUAUCUCUGAAAUCUGAUUAUACUAUUAGUGCUAAGAUGGCUAUAUAUAAUAUCAAAAUUGUUUAUAUCAAUAGUUGAGAUCAUGAGUCAAUUGAAGCUAGACCAUUAUGGAAAAUCUGGAAGCACUAGAUAGCUGUUUCGUCCUAUUAUGGGACUCGUCAGCAGUGCGCAUCCACAACUCCGCUUCGUGGGAUUUCAACCCAGGACCUAUCGGUCUCGCACGCAAACGCUUAAACACUAGACCACUGAACCGGUCGGCAUCCUACUGUGUCAAUGUCUAACUUCAAUUAAUCCACGAAAUUGAGCAACACAUCCACCAUCGUCAUCAGUGAGUUACUAUCUCACAACUGACCCAGCUGAACUCCACUGGCCAUCGCUUCUCACUAGAACUUCAGGAAAUACCUCUUGAAGUCAGUCACUAGUGAGCAUAUGUUGAUUAGUAACAGAAGGAUGUUUUUGUGGAUAUCAUGAGUCAAUUGAAGCUCGACCAUCAUGGAAUUUAUUGUAAAAAGUUAUUUUCAUAUGAAUCAUCCAUACCAUAAGGCAUAUAACUGUGAUAUUCUUAUCAAUCUCCUUAUCCUCUUAUUCUCUCUUUUAUUUUCCUAUCAUCUCAAUAUGUAUAUACAGAUUUUACAUUGUAUUGACUUAAUUUCCAAACUUUUAAUGAGAAAAAAGUUAUGAUCAAGACAGAUUAUACCUACAUAUCCACAUACAUACAAAUUUAUUUAUUUAUUUAUUUAUUUAUUUAUUUAUUUAUUUACUUACUUACUUACUUACUUACUUACUUACUUACUUACUUACUUACUUACUUACUUACUUACUUACUUUACUGACGCCUUCGAUAUUAAACAUUGUUAUUACCCUCCCACUAAUUUUGCAUGUCUCUUACAUACAUUUCCUAUCUUCUUUUACUAUUCAUAUAGUUUCUAAUUCUAACAAUAUAAAGUUUUUUAUUGAUAUGCAUCUUCAACUAGCUCGUCUCUUUUACAUUUUAGUUUGAUUCAAAUGCAUAAUGUAAACAUUGAUGAGCAUUUUCCAACUGUUCCAUGCAUUAUCCUCUUUAAUAUAUGUAUAUGCGCAUUCAUAAUUAUCUUUAAUUUAUUCUAUAUUUCUUUUAUAUUAUAAAAUAAUUGGGCAUGUUUUAUAAUUAAAAAGAACAUCAGUAAACUAUAUUGAGUUCAAUUGAUGCAUGUGUUUAUUUCAUCAUUAAACUAUCUGGUCCACUUAAUUUUUUUGUCUUUAAAUUUUCUUACUACUGAAUUCAGGAUAUAAGUAUAUGUUUAUAUCCAAAUGGAAUUUAUAGAUUUCUCUUAAAUAAUUUAGUAUAUGUUAUCAAUUCAGUAGUAUUUCUUUACAUCAUAAAUUAUCCUAUAGAGGUAAGUUGAUAAAUUGCAAACUACUCAAGCUUCCUCUGAACGGUUAGGUUUUCUUUUGGAUUUUUUGUUUUAGAUAAAUACAUACAGAUUAAGAAAUAGAAUAGGUAAAUGAAUAGAUCUAGUACAAAUGGAAUAGCUUGAUAAUGUCUAGUUGUAAAGAUCAUUCACAUAGAAUCCAAGAAAUAAUAAUCAUGACUAGUAUUGAAUAUUAAAUUUGUUCUAUGAUAUACAAAUGUUUAUGUCACAUUUGAGGGGAAACACGGAAUACAAUGGACAGCUCAGAACCAAUUAGACGAUUUGGACUUCGCAGAUGACCUAGCCCUCCUAUACCAUACACACGAACGAAUGCAGAUAAAGACAGCCAGUUUAGCAGCAGUCUCUGCAUCAGUAGGCCCCAACAUACACAAGGGAAAAACCAGGGUCCUCAUAUACAACACGGAGAACACCAAUCCAAUCACUCUUGAUGGCGAAACUCAGGAAGAUGUAGAAUCCUUCACAUACCUGGGAAGCAUCACGAUGAACAAGGAGGCUCAUAUGCAGACGUAAAGGCAAGGAUUGGCAAAGCAAGGGCCACAUUCCUACAAUUGAAGAACAUAUGGAACUCAAAACAACUUCCAACCAAUAUCAAAGUGAGAAUCUUCAAUAGCAACAUCAAGGCAGUUCUACUGUAUGGAGCUGAAACUUGAACAACUACUACAACCAUCAUCAAGAAGAUACAAGUAUUUAUAAAUAGCUGUCUUCGCAAGAUACUCAACAUCCAUUGGCCGGAUACCAUCAGCAACAGCCUACUGUGGGAGAGAACAAACCAACUUCCAGCUGAAGAAAUUAGGAAAAGACGUUGGAAAUGGAUAGGACAUACAUUAAGGAAAUCAUCAAACUGCAUCACGAGGUAAGCCCCAACUUGGAAUCCUGAAGGGAAGCGGAAAAGAGGAAGGCCAAAGAACACAUUACGUCGGAUAACAGAAGCAGAUAUGAAAUGGAUGAAUAACAACUGAAAGUAGCUGGAAAGGAUUGACCAGGACAGGAUUGGAUGGCGAGUGCUGGUGAGCGGACUAUGCUCCUCCACAAGAAGUAACAGACUUAAGUAAGUAAUAUGCCUUAAAUUAUGUUUUUAAACAACAAUAGCAACAACAACCAAUCGAUUAAUCAGGUUUGUUUUAUUUUCAUAUCCAUGCCAAGAUUUUUUUCUUGUUUUCUUAUUAUCAAUUCACUAGAAUCGAUGUAUUUUAUCUUUACCAUAAUCGGUGAAAUAAUCAUUUAACUCUCAUCUCUUUCAUCGCUUCUUUAUAAAUUAGCUUAAACCUAAAUGUACAUUACUUAAUGUUAAAUAUUCGAAAACUGUUUAUGACAUGAAUUGUGUUUACAGUUUGUGUGUAUGUGUGUGUGUGUGUGUCUGUUUAUUAAAAAAGAAAAACAUCCAUGUUAACUAAAUCAUCAACAAAAAAUGAUGGUGAUGAUGACAACGAAAGCAAGUUUCUUGAUGAUGAUGAUGAUGAUGACGUAAGUAUUUGUCUUUGAUAAAGAAGAUGAAAUGAAGGAAAUAAAUAGAAAACUUAUUGCAUAACUUGUUUAAGAAAGUGUUUGUUUGUUUUCUCUUUAAAAUUAAUUUUCGAAUUGUUUUAUCUAUAUAUGUUUAUAUCAAUAGGGGUAUUACUGAAAUACUGACUUACGCCUGUUACCCCUCAUGGGGAAGCAUAAGCCACUUCCCCCCCAGCAUUCUUCAUCCAAAUCUGGUUUGGACAAUACUUUUCAGUUGUUAUUCAUCCUUUUCAUAUCUGUUUCCAAUUCUCUGUGAAGUGUGUACUUUGGCCUAUGUCUUUUCCGUUUCUUUUCAGGAUUCCAAGUUAGCACUUGUCUCGUCAUGCAGUUUGAUGAUUUCCGUAAUGUAUGUCCUAUCCACUUCCAACGUCUUUUCCUAAUUUCCUCUUCAGCUGGAAGUUGGUUUGUUCUCUCCCACAAAAGGCUGUUACUGAUGGUUUCCGGUCAACGGAUUUUGAGUAUCUUGUGUAGAUAGUUGUUGAUAAAUACUUGUACGUUCUUGAUGAUGCUUGUAAUAGUUGUUCAAGUUUGAGCUACGUGCAGGAGAACUGUCUUGAUGUUCGUAUCGAAGAUUCUAACUUUAAUUAGGAUCUAGAUAAAGUUGAACUGGAUAAAUAGAAAAUAGAUGGAUCCAUAAUAUUUUUGGUGGAGACAACAAGUAAUCAACUAUUUUAAUGUAUACAUUAUUUAUUUAUGUAUAAAUCUACUUAAUUAACUAAAUGAUUGAAUACAUGGACUGUAUGCCGAAUUAAAGACAUCAGACUACUAUUAGUGCUAGAAAAGGUUCUCAACAGAGUGUCGUUGGACCGGAUGAAAGACUCAAUAGACGCCAAACUUCGAAAUCAACAAGCUGGAGUUCGUAAGGAUCGAUCGUGCACAGACCAAAUCGCGACACUACGGAUCAUCGUUGAACUGUCAAUUGAAUGAAACUCGUUACCAUAAAUCAAUUUUCUUGAUUAUGAGAAAGCAUUUGACAGUGUGGAUAGGAGAACAUUAUGGAAAUUUCUUCGAUACUAUGGAGUACCUAUGAUAAUCGUCAACAUCAUCAGGAAUUCAUACGACGGACUACACUGCAAAGUCGUGCAUGGAGGUCAGCUGACAGACACAUUCCAUGCAAGGACCGAUGUCAGACAGUACUGUCUACUGUCACUUUCUUCUAGUGGUUGACUGGAUUAUGAAGACUUCCACAUUUGACGGGAAGCACGGUAUACAUUGAACAGCUUAGAUGCAACUAGACGAUUUUGAAUUCAUCGAUAACCUAUCCCUUCUAUCCCAUGCACAUCAACAAAUGCAGGUUAAGACAGCUAGUGUAACAGAAGCCUCUACUCCAUCAGGCUUCAACAUACACAAUGGUAAAAGCAAGAUCCUCAAAUACAACACAUUAAGCACCAAGUCAAUCACACUUCAUGAAGCAACUCUGGGAAAUGUGUCAACUUUCACGUAGCUGAAAAGCAUCAUCGAUAAACAAUGAGGAUCUGAUGGAGAUUCAGAUGCUAACUUGGAAUCAUGAAGGGAAACGGAAAAGAGGAAUGCCAAAGAUUACACUGCACCAGGAAUUGGAAGCAGAUAUGAAAAGGAUGAAUAGCAAUUGGAAAGAACAAAGGAGGAUUGCUCAGGACAAAUCUCGAUGGAGAAUGCUGGUGAGCGAACUAUGGUUCUCCAUGAUGGAUAAUAAGCAUAAGGAAGUAUGUACGUUAAAUUAAAUAAUAAUCCAAGAAAAUAAAUGUAUUAAUGCUUCGGUAUGUUUGUAAAUUAAUCAUUACUCUACACAGGUUUAUGAAUAAACUCAAGUUAAAAAGUACCGGUGCUUCCAAGUUUUCCAUGGUGAUCUAGCUUCAAUUGAUUCAUGAUCUCAAUUGUUGAAACUUUUGUUUGUGUGUAUUUGUGUUUGCGCAUUGAUUAUCUUACUCUCCUAAUUAUCAUUGUGUCAGAGUGAACGAAGUUUCCGCUCAUUAUAUUCAUAAAACUUGUUAAGGUGCCAACGAAAUCACACACACACACACACGCACAUAUAUAUAUAUAUAUAUAUAUACCUCUUUCUGUAAUCAUAGUUGUACAUGUUCAACUUGUCAACUUUACUCGAUUGUUUUAAUUGUCAAAUUAAUUAUUUGAAAUGAUUACACUUUGAAAAGGAAAAGAAAAGGAAAGUAAAGUAUAAUCAAGUAACAAUAGAGAAAUUCUUGUAUAAAGUUGUCAAAUUUUAAUUUCGAUUAAAAUAUCCAAUAUUGAAAGGAUGACUUCAAUUGAUCAACUUAUUAAUUUGAUAAUAAUAAUAAUAAUAUGUUUUUGAUUAAGAUCAUGAAUCGAUCAAUGUUAGACUACUAUUGAACAUUUAGAAGUACUAGAUGACUGUUUCGUUCUACUACAGGAUUUCUCAUCAGUGCUCUUAUCCACGAUCCUGCAUACAGGAUUUGAAUGUAAGAUAUUUGGUCUCGUGCAACAAUGCUUAACUUGUAGACUGUUGAACCGGCAUCUAACGGUAUUAAUGCCUAAUCUCAACUAUACCGCGAAAUUCUGCGACUAUGUUUUAUGGUUUUCGAUAGAUAACUUCCUUAUACUCGACACAGAUUAGCACCAUUGUUCACGACUUCCAAGUAUUCAAUAGUAGUCAAAGAUUGAUCUAUUCAAGAUCUCAAUAAUCUCUACAACAUAUGUGUUGAAUUGAAGGUGAUAUAAUUGUAUAUCCAUUUCCAAUACAUUUUCAUCUAAUCAUAUCAACGCUUUUCACUUUCUAAUUACUCAUUAAUUCCAUCCAAAACAUUAACGCUAACAAAAAAAACAAAACAACAAAUAUAUAACCUUCUCAUUGUAUUCGCCAUUCUACAACUUCUAGUAUUUGGACAAAAUAACUUUCAUCAUUUACUAACAGUAUUCAAAGAGUUACUUUAAUUACGUACAACUCAUGUCAUUAUUUUAUCUUGCCUAAAUUACUUACUUAAGCGUGUUACUUGCAAUGGAGCAUAGGCCACCGACCAGCAUUCUCCAACCCACUCUGUCCUGGGCCUUCGUUUCCAAUUCUAUCCAAUUUUUGUUCAUUUUUCUUAUGUCUGUCCCCGUUUCUCGAAGUAAUGUGUUCUUUGGUCUUCCUCUUUUCUUUUAGCCUUGAAACGGUAUUGCCUAAAUAUAACCUCUAAAUUAUAAGUAUACAUUCAACACUUAUUCAUAUUCACAUAUCCUUUAUUUACAACUGGAAACUGAUCGAUCUGUGGUUAUUUAUUUUAUUUAUUUAUUUGAACACAUAAAUAUUGGUACAAACGGAGCACCGAAUACAUAUGCGCCACACACAAGUCACUUGAUUUGUGUGUGAGCUGUGAUAUUGACCGGGUGCUCGGACUGAAUCAGGUGGUUUCCUUAGGGAGUCACACCCAGAGUCUUCGACUCCAAGGUUUAAUCCACAAGGUGGUGGAGCAGUGUUACGUGGCCAGUAACCAACAACAUGUUUAUACGCCAUUCAUUCCUUUAGGAUCAUAGAACCCAUCUUACAUCAUUGGUUUGGAAUCAGGGUUUUCUAACUCAUGUAGAUGGAUCCAUCGUAUCCAUUAACCUGAUUAAAACGCCGGACAUUCGGUUUUUAUCCUCUCAAUUUCAUAGAUUAGAGCACUUGACCUUAAACUGAUUGAAUUACAGUUUUGAACCAUGCUUUAUACAGAUCUGUUUAGAUAGUUUAGUAGGGUAGUAUCAUUAAUUCUCAUACAAUUAAAGUGUAUGAAUUAUUAUUUACGACUGAAUCGAAGUAUACACUUCCUCUAUUAUUGUUAUUUUAAUAAUGGAAUCUAAGAUACAUGUUUACUAGAGUAUUAAUGUUAACAAUUGAUUCUACUGUUAACUAUAAUCCAAGUAUAAUGUAACUUGUAACAAACAAACAAAAAAAUGUCUAUCACUAGACAAUUAGCUCAACUUACUUACGCCUGUUUUAAUUAAAUAUUGAAACUACAUGAUAACUAUGACUGAAAUUUACCGAAAAAGUAUUGGAACUUUGAUUUCUUAUAGAGUCAUAUUGUAAUCAUACUCUUUUCCCUCCUACAUUUCCUCUCUCUUUCUCUCUCGCUCUGUGGGUGUGUGUGUGUGUUACCAUGUGAACAUAACAGGUGUCAAUUGAUCUUAUUUUCUUAUUAGUGAUGAAACUAUUUAGAUCUAUUGAAUGAUAAGAUGGAUAAUUGUGUAACACUAGAAUUAUUUUAUUUGUGUUAUCACAGUGGAUUGUUUUAUCAUACAUUCUUUCUUGUAUGAAUUCAACCAUAACUUGCGUGUGUGUGUGUGUGUGUUGUGUGUACGUACGUACGUGCGCACGCGUUUGUACGUUUUAUUGUGUAUACAAUUUUUAGUUAUAUAGUUUAUAGUUGAAAUGUAAAAGAAAAAAAUCAACUUUGAAAAUUGGAUUUCAUUUGUUAACAUGGCAACAAUACUAACUAAUUGUGUUACUUAUCCAUUUUAUUUAUUACCUUUUUGUCAAGUUUAUUUCUAACGCCAUGGUGUCUGUGUGUGUGUGUGUGAUCGUGUUUCUGUUUGUGUUUGUGUGUGUGUGUACUUUUACAAUAUUACUAAACAUAGCCGAUAGCAGAACAUAUUGCAGAGAAUGUGUUGUUUUAAUAAUUGAAAUGAUACUAAUUCUUCAAAGGAGUAAGUAUAUAAUAUAUAUAUAUGUUUAAUAAAACAUAGUCACUAAAUAAUUAUAUACAAUUCCACUUGACGACAUUCUUUGUUUUAUCAAUAUAGGAUUGUAGAGAUUGUUGAAUAUAUAUUUAUGUCAUGAAUGUGUUGACUACGAUUAAAAAGCUGGAAGUAGUAGUAGUAGGACGAUCGUUUCGUCCUAAUAUAGGACUCCUCAGCGGUGCGGGAUUCUGUUUUUUUUUCACAAAAAAAUUAAGUAUAAUUAUACCCAAGUUUGACUUGAUCAUUGGAUGAAUUGUUUAUAUUAAAACAGUGAUCGUAUAUAUUUGUUGAAUCCCAAUGAGUAGAGCAUUCAAUUGGUGAUGUUUUUUUCCAGUUUAAUGUAUGUCGCUUCUUCAGGUGAAUAAACAAACGUAUAUGAAGGAAAAUUCUCCCUUCACCCACCAAAAAAAUGAACCGAUUUCCUUCACCAACUGGAUAAUCAUGUCUUUGGCUGGUGACCUUUUACGAGUUAACUUUUUGAAAGUUUGUUGUGAGAAUUUAUAACUGUUGGAGACUAACUUACUUACAAUUGGAUUGAUCAUUAAAUGAGCACCAGUGACUUCUCUACAAUCACUACUGGAAUAACUCAACGAUAAUGUUUCAAAUUUUGAAGCUGGGAAUUUCGGUUCCAUCAAGAUUAUCGGACCUUGGGUUAGCUGCUUUUAGUCUUACUGCUCUUCAACCAACCUGUGUGGCAUGAUAGAACCUUGAGGAGUGAUUGUUCCAGCCAGUAUAGCUCGAUUGGUUCAAACUAAUACGAAACCUAGAAUGAAAAGGAUUUCUUACUGACUAUCUCUUACUACCCAACAUUUCAGUGAAAUUCAACUAUAUGUCACAAAUAACUCUUAGGGAUGAUCGUGGGCAAUAUAUUUAAUAAAGUUAAUACUAUAAAUCACUAGGAUAACACUUUCCAUAGAACCUUAAAGAUCUUUCGUAGGGUCAUAAAUGCAUAUUGUUAAAGUCUUAAACGAGGAUUAGACAGUUGUUUGUCAGUGCUCCUUGGUUUUCAAUAGUUGUCUAACUGAAAUUACUUUGAUAACAGUAAUAAACAGAUUUUAUAGCUAAGCAGUUAAUGUCUAGUACGUUUAUUGUAGAUGGAUCGUAACUGUUAUUCAAUAAUAUUUAUCAAUGACUUCAUCAAUAUUUAUAAUAUGUUUGGACUUUGUAAACAAUAACCAUUCUAUAAAUCAUUGUUGAUCUAAAUUCUUAACUGAAAUUUUCCAUAUUGAAUUAUAUACAUCAGCUUUGAUUAUUGUAGAAAGUUAAGGGUGAAUAAACUAAUACGUGACAUCAGUCUAUAAAAUGCACUUAUUUCUGGUCUAAAUCAUGUUGGUAGAUGCAAUCUACUUGAUUUAAGGUCUUCACGACUUUGGGUGACAUGGUACAGAAUCGAUCAUAAUGGCGUAGGUGUAUACACUCUUUGUCUUCACUUAAACUGUAAAAUUAAAAUUACUUUAUGCCUUUCUUUCUACAAACUAAUUCUUUCUUCCUGUACUAUAUCCCUAUACAUAAUCUGUCUUUUAUAUAUUAAUACCAUUGAAGUAAUUACUUCUAUGAAUUUGGUGUUUACCUUAUAGUGCUUAUGAGGUAUGGCAAUUUGAACUGAUGCGUAUAGGUUCUACGUUGUGGAUGACUAGUUGACUGACACUCGAAAGGGGGGUCUUACAUUUUCUCAUUGUUCACAUAUGAUUGUUUCUCUAAUAUUCUUAUAAUGAUUACGAUGAGUUGCGUAAUCUCUCUCUCACUCCCUCACUCUUUGUUUAUUGCCGUUUAUCAAAAUAGACUUUGUGUUAGGCUAGUUUUGAUGACAGCUGUAAUUCGUUGUUUGUUUGUUUAUCUGUUUAAACUAUUCAGAAUUGAUUACUGCUACGACUAUCAAUAAGGCAUAUGGUCGCAUGUAUCACAAUAUUGCUUAUCUUAUCUUUGUAUAAGUUACCAACUCCGAUAUAGAUGGGGGGGACAAUGAUUUCAUUUUAUACAAUAUGUGUAAUAUGUAAAGAUGAUGUAGGAAUGACGAAGCAAACGAAUCCUGUCUUAGUUACGUAGACUAGCCAGAUGUUUAGAUAUUAUUUUGUUAAAUGUAUUUAAUCACAUAGAUAUGUAAACAUCAUUAAGAGUUAAAGAAUUUUUCCACAAAUAAUAAAAUCUUUUUUUGUUUCUUUUUUUGUUGUUGUUGCUUAUCUCCUACUUGCUUCCAAUCAAUAAUAUUGAUGAAACCUAUUCUACUUAUCAUCAGAUGAAAGUGGUCGAUGCAUUCCGUAUGGGACUUGGACCACAUAUUGAUUUGGAGCAACGUAGAAGUAUUGGUUCAUUGGCAUUUAGACAACGUCAAAAUUCUAGUAUUGAAUACGUGGAUGCUGAUGCUCCGGAUGAAUCUUAAUUAUAUCUAUCUGUUUAAAUACGCUUAUGCGUUUAUGUUUGUAUGAAAGCAUGAGCAUCGAUAUUGAUGUCAGCGCUCGAUAUAUUGAUUAAACACUAUACAGAAUUAUACCUUUUUAAUCCAUACUUUACCCUAAUAGAUAGUUGAUCAUAUCAAUUAUUAUAAAGACCUAAACAUAUGCGAAAUUUGUAUUUCUUUCCUCCAUAUAUACAAAAUCUCCCUAUCUCUCUCUCUCUCUCUUUCUGAUACACACACAUCCACACAUAAGCUACAACUCUCUACGUCCGUGUAUGUGUGUGUGUGUGCGGGUACGUGCUCAAUUUUCUUAAAUAAACGGUAUGUAAUUAGCAUUAUAUUGUUGAUGUUGCCAUUGUCUCUGCUGUUAUUGUUGUUUAUUCUUAUUUUCAUGAAUUGAUGAUCCCUCCUUCCAAUAUUGAUAUACUAUAUAUACACAUGUAAUGAUAGACAAUAUGUAUUACAUACAUUUUAUUUUCGCUUUAAGGUAACGUUGUUCUUGUUGUUGUUGUUGUUGUUGUCGUCGUCGUCGUUAUAUUGUUCGUUUGUUAUUUCCUCAAUCUUUCAUCUUCAUUCAGUUCUUCGGUUGUUUGUUUGGUCGUUUGCUUUUCUUCGUUCUCUUCUCUCUUUUCUUUUUCUUUUUGUUGCCUAUAUUGAUUAUUAUUUCUCUAUUUUGUUUUUCUCUUUAAUAUUUUAUAAGAGAAUUAAUAAUUCAAGAGAUUAUUUGUAUUAUUGACAAUGUUACUUUAAUUUCUCAUUUGAUUUUAUUCAAUAUUAUAAUUAGUUUUUAAAAAGAAUUUUUUUUAAAUUCUGGCCUAUUAUUAGUAGUAUAUUAAUAGUAGUAUUGUAACAAGGUAUUCAUUGUUGCCUUUUUUUUUCUAAAAAAAAAUCAUCAAUAAUUGAUCCAAUAAUGAUCAUAUUUCUCUUGUCUUUUUUUAUUGAAAUGAACCCGUUUCUUAUCCCUCUGUCUCUAUCUCAUGCAUAUAUAUAUUUGUACAGUGUGUUGUUGUGCGGACUCGAAUCAUGAGAUUUGCUAAUGUUCUGUACUCCCCCCUCUCUCUCUGUCCCUUUGUGCGUGUAUGUCUAUCUGUCUCCAUCCUUCUCUUUGGAACUACUGCUAAUUUAAUCCGUUUUGAUUUCGUCUGAUCUCUUUUUUUCUUUGAGUAUUCGAAAUACUACUGAUCUAUUUUAUUUACGUAUAUGUUUGUUUACACAAAAUGGAGAUAUAACCAAACAAGACCUGAUUACAUAGUUUCUCCUUUAUAUUAUAUAUAUAGGUGUAUGAUGAUUUGUGUUUGUUAUUGUGUGUGUGUGUGUAUUCACUAGUGCCGAUGAACGAAUUGCUUUUUGCUCUCUUUUUUUUGGCUUCGUUUCCUUAUUUUUUUAAAACAAACAACUUAACAGUAUUCACAAGAAACCAAUGGUAUACGUCAAUAAAUGAAUUUCCUCUUUUUUUUUCUGGUUAACGAAUUUAUUAUUUCACUUCAACAACUAAGUUUUUUCGCGUCACACACCACUCAUACACACACACACACCCCUUUACAUCAAUUUAGUUACCCUCUAUAUUUUUUUGCUAAUAAGAAAUAAACUUGUGCAUAUGCAAAGUGAUAUGCACACAUGCAAGUUGAGUAUGUAUAUUGUAUUCAGUUUGUCUCUAUCGUAUUCAUAGGUACGACUACUACUACUACUACUACUACUACUACUACUACUACUUCAGUAAUUCUACUUUUGAAGAGUUAUUUAUCAUGUGUUGUGUUUAUGUUGUGAAAUGAACAAGUCUAAGAUAUUUUCAAGGAAGAAAAAAUCUUUAUCAGAAUUAUUGCAGAAGUGUUUGUUUACUCCCACCGCCACCACCACCACCACCACCAUCCCCUUACACACACAUUGACAGUAGUUGUCAAUAUGAUGAAUUGAUAUCUCACAAUGUUCAUUUUCUCUUUUUCUUUAAUUUUUUUUCUGCUUAAUCAUUUGAUUACCCAUAUUUCCAGUCCUUAUUUACCCCUCUGCCUCUCAUUCAUGUUUACAUGAAGCUGCUUAUGUAUGUAUGCAUGUAUGUAUGUAUGUAUGUAUGUAUGUACGUGUGUUAAUUUGUGUAUAUUCACAUAUUCAAUACAUGUGAACUAGACAUCAUUCAUUCUUCUUUCAAUCUUCAUUAUCCUCAUUUUGUUUUAUGAAUUAUGUAAUAAUGAAGGGGUGGGAUGUUUCUUUAUUAUCAAUCAAUCCCUUCUUCUAAAUGUUAUUAUACCAGGGUUAUCAUAAUUUAAAUGAAUUUUUAAUAAUAAAUAAACUCAAAUUAGUUGCCUUGUUUUUCAUAAAUACAAAAAUGCAAUCUAUUUCCAUAUUACGAUCAUGUGUAAUUUUAUAAUGGUGCAUAUUGUACGAUCUUCUUGCUCAAAUACAGGUAUAUAUAUAUAUAUAUAUAUAUAUAUAUAUAUAUAUAUAUAUAUAUAUAUAUAUAUAUAUAUAUAUAUAGAAUGCGUCAAUAUACCUGUUGUUUAAUGUUUAAUCAUUUGAAUUCAUACUCUUACACUUUACAACCUUCUUUUAUGUGUGUAUAGUUCUUGUACUUCUAUACGUUCACAAGAGGUAUUCUAUGUGUGUGUAUGUGUUUGUCUGAGUGAAUGUUUUUCUUUUUACAACAUGUUUAUUUCUCCCUCUCCCACCCCUUUCUUUCUUUCUCUCUCUCUCUCUCUCUGUCAAUUCAAUUAUGUUUACAUGUCAUAGUUACAAUAAGGAAAUUCAUUUAUCACACAUUAUUAAUAAAUAAAUCAAUCAAUAAAAAGAAGUAAACAAUCGAUAAAUGAAAAACACACACACAAUGAAAAUGAAUGGUUAGAAUUAAAAAAAAACAGAAAAAAAACAAAUCAGUGACAAUGGUAUUAACCGCCUAUUACCUACAACUCAUUAUUAUUAUUAUUAUUACUGCUGUUCUAAGGUAAACAAUGUUUGUUACAUUAUUAUUAUUAUUAUUAUUAUUAUUAUUAUUAUUACUAAUACUGUUAUGUUUUAUUAUUACUAUAAUUAUUAUUGAUUUUUCACAAAUACACUUCCUAUCCAAACUACUAAUCACACCCACUACCCUAUUGAAUCAUUUAUUGAUCAAUAUUAUUUUUUUUUGCUCUCUCCCAGUUUUUUGUUGCACUAAAAUUAACUAAAACAAACAACAACAAAAAAAAGAAAAGAAAAGCAAAAAUAAACUUCUAUGAUUGCUCGUUUAUUUCAAUUAUGAAUAAUGAUAAUAUUGUAUUGUUAAUAAUAUGAAUACCAUUACUUCUAUUAUAAUUAAUCUCUUUAUGUUCUUCUUCUUUUUCUUUCUUUCUUUUUUUCUUCUUUAAUUUGACUUUGUUUCAUGGAUGAAAACAAUUAGAGAAGUGAGAUGGUUGAAGGGGAGUGUGUAUAAUGAUUUCUAACAGUAUCUAAUCAAAUGGAAAGUGAUUUUCAUUUUAAGUUGAUGAAUUUAACACUAUAAAACUGUCAAUAGUUAGGCUGUAUUCAGAUUAAAUAGUAGAGAUGACUGAGUUCAUGUACUUAUUUUGCUUCCUUCCUUCCUUCCUUCCUUCCUUCCUUCCUUACUUACUUACUUACUUACUUACUUACUUACUUACUUACUUACUUACUUACUUACUUACUUACUUACUUACUUACUUACUUACUCACUUACUUAC